AUGUCGUCAGAUACGACAGAACAUUGGCAGAUGCCUCUGGGAACACUUCCAUUUCCUCCUGUGGUGCAGGACGUCAACACGAUCAAUUUCGGUUCUCCCAACUCCUUUGAUGACCGGAGUUCCUCAAUAGGCACGAUUCCCUCAGGUGGUAGUCACCAAGCUGUGAGGGAUGUGACGGAAAUGGUGACCAGCUCAUCCUCGAGUGUGACAGCGGCCAUCAAGGCAACCUCAAUCACAUCAGUCUUUCUCGAUGAAUGUCUGCAUAUGUUCUUUGUGAGGUUCAUUCCCACCUUUCCGAUCUUGCACCGGGCGACCUUUGUGUUUCGCGAGUGCACUCACCCUCUUCUGCUGAACGCAAUGGCGCUUGGCUCUUUGUAUCUCGGGCCUAAGGAUUCAGUUGCAAAGGGUGAGGCCUUAUGGCGACUGGCUCAUACUGCUGUUGCUACUUCGUGGCAAUCAUUAAUUACACAUCGCGGACCCUAUGAUGCUUGCAAAGGUGUUCAGCUGCUCAUCACGGCGCUUCUGGGGCAGAUCUAUGGUGCAUUGUCAAAGAAUCGAGUGAUACGUACAACAAGUCAGGUCUUCCGUUCCCUUGGCUUUUUCUGGGCAAGGCACUGUGGCAUGUUAGACAGCGAACCUUUCUCUGUGGAGAACCUCCCCUUGCCCAGUUCUUCGCAAGCCGAAAAAGAUCACCAAUGGCGAGUCUGGGCUGCGAGAGAAAUACAGCAGCGUGCUUUGCUCGCAUAUCACAUCUUAGAUGGCCUUGUGGCGCAAAUGUCGGGAGACGGGGCAUCUACACGACAUGUCACCAAUCCACUUAUCCUUCCUAGCAGUGAGGCUGCGUUCGACGCCAGUAAUUCUGACGAAUGGUUGGCUCACAUGCGGUGUCAAAAGACAGAACAGCCGUCGUUCCGACUGGUGUUUCGCUCUUUGUUUCCUCCAAUUGGCAGUUUUCGCCCGCUCGAUUAUCAGUUUUCUGCGUUUGCGCUUCGCGUAGUCUUAGAAGGCCUCCAGUCUCUUGUCUCAGAUUCGGAUGAAAGCGACCUCGCAGCGGUUGGUGUGCCUAGUCGUUCUGACGUGAGAAGAGCUCUGGCGCAGGUCCACGAAACUAUCAACAUGAGCAUCCACCUCUCCGCUCCGGAACGACUAGAGGUCCUGUUGCGUUGGCAUACCAUCUGUCUCGACACCAUGAUCAAUUCAACAGUGCUCUUUAGGCACGUUUGCUCCCGCUACGACAUCUCCCAGCAAGUGUCUGGAGGGUCUCGGACACUGGGGCCUGGGUUCGACAUGGUGAAGUGGGUGAACACAGAGGACGCUCGCCGCGCCUUGUUGCAUGCCGUUGCCAUCCAGGAUAUCAUUGAGCAACUGCCCAGGGGUCGGGCCCAUGUGAUCCACAUGCCGAGCUCGCUCUUUGCAGCGGCAACGAUUUAUGUGGUCUUUUCGCUAGCAGGCGUCGCAACCAUUCACCUUCCAUGCACAAUUGUAUGGCAGGAUGCUCUUCUGUCGCUCUCUGAUCUUAACCCCGGAAGCGACAGUGUCAGACGGUCGAGUUCCUCCGAGACUCGACGCUUCGUUGAACAAGGUCGGACGGACUCCCCAACUGGUAUGGGUGCGGUUCGGAAUUUGUUGUAUGAGAUGAACUCCAUGCAAAAGCUGUUCCGCUGCCUCAUCUCUCAGUGGGGCAUCGCACACGAUAUGGAGGAGAUUGUGGACCAAUGGAUCAGAUUAUGCCAUUGA
Aspergillus pseudoviridinutans is the source of this 1737-nucleotide messenger RNA. RefSeq names its product C2H2 type zinc finger domain protein. The transcript has 5 exons. Gene Ontology annotation, cellular component: chromatin. Gene Ontology annotation, molecular function: RNA polymerase II cis-regulatory region sequence-specific DNA binding; zinc ion binding; DNA-binding transcription factor activity, RNA polymerase II-specific. The record is from RefSeq and is a predicted model, not a curated record. Bases 1 to 1737 code for a protein of 578 amino acids. Lineage: Eukaryota; Fungi; Ascomycota; Eurotiomycetes; Eurotiales; Aspergillaceae. Gene Ontology annotation, biological process: DNA-templated transcription; regulation of transcription by RNA polymerase II.